Molecule: messenger RNA, 2404 nt
Organism: Perca flavescens (yellow perch)
Lineage: Eukaryota; Metazoa; Chordata; Actinopteri; Perciformes; Percidae
Exons: 6
Coding region: 449-1768 (439 amino acids)
Biological process (GO): regulation of centriole replication
Cellular component (GO): centrosome; centriole; cytosol
Molecular function (GO): microtubule binding
Source: RefSeq, a predicted model, not a curated record
CGCACUGUGGCCUCUGUUGAAAGAAGUGGAUCCAUCUGUUCCAAAGAAUGGAGCAACAGUCUUGACCUUGACACUCUGCUUUAUAAGGCUUCAAGUAAGGGUAUCACUGCUUCACUGCACAGGAAUGUCCUGUCAUGGGAUGUGUGGCGGGGGCAAGAGGAGAAGGAGAGUGUGCCUCUUCGAGCAAUAACACACUCAGACUGCAGAUAGCGGAUCUUACAGUGGAGUUUCCAACCUGUUCAAGGCUGCAAGUUUCCCAGAUGAGGUGGGAAGAAGUCCAAAGGCAGCAUUUUCUCUCAUCGCUAUCGCAGCCCAGAGGAUUUUGCCAUCACUUUCCACCCCACAGGACCCUGUGUAUCCAUUCACUCCAACACAACCUGUGAAGGUAUCAAUUCCACCAAAACUACCAGAAACCUUUGGAGAAAGACCCUCAUCCAUACUGAGCACAAUGAGAGUCUCAAACUGCCAACCGGAUGUGUGCAGACAGAAUCCUACCACCGUGACGCCAAAUGAGUUCAGACAGGCCUACUCACCAGCUGAUGGAUUGGCAAUGAAGGAUCAAGGAAAGAGGAAAGUACAACUUGUACAAUGCAGACUGAGCUACACAGAGAGCGACAGGAAGCAGGAAGAGUUAGGUGGCACAUUAACAAACCUAUCCUCACAACCCUUCUUCCGGUCUUGUGUCCAUCUUGAGGUGCCACUGAGGUCCACUAGCUCUGUUGUGUUUUUGGACAAGUCACUUUCCAUUUCCCUUGUGGAACUAGAGGAAAGAAGAGCAGGUCAACCAAUCUUGUACAGGUCCACUAUGUCUGUUCGCCUUGGUGUCUCAUCCUGCUGCAGAUCCUCUACAGAUAACAAACCAGCCAAAAGUAAAGGGGGCUACAUGAGUACCAGAACGGCCAUGUUGGGCCAAAACAAACGCAAUGGCCGUGAGAGUGGUUUGGGUCACUGCAGAAGCCCUCUAUCAAAGCCCAGGGACCACAAGGUCGAGCAAAUAGCACCCGCUCAUGGUGUUAACAGCAAGGCUGAUGAUUCAGACAUGCAGCGCCAUAGUACUACUUUGGGAUUAUUGUCAUUCAGAGGGCCAAGCCACACAAAGGCUGGCAGGCAGAGGGGGAAUGCAGAUGAGGCAGCCUUCCCUAUCACUAGCAAGUUCAGGCACAGGCAGCACACUUCCAAUAUUGCCCCAGUGGACUCCAGAACUUGGAGCAAGCAAGCAAGGAAUGACAAGACAGAGGAACGACAAGAACAUGACUGUUCCACAGUCUCCCAUAAGACCUGUCAUUCCCGACUGAAGGCUGAUUCUCUGGAAGGCACACUCAAGACUCUCAGCCUCAAAGAGGCUUUGGAGCUCUUCAGGCCAGACUUCAUCAGCCGAUCUCAGGGUCGGGUGAGGAGGUUGGAGCAGAGGGCAAGGAGAAGGAGACUAGCACAGAACUCCAAUCCAGACCUGGUGCAGAGCUUCAGGGAGGAUCGAGGCAAACAAAAGAAGAACUGCACCACUCCGGAUCCACUUAGUGAUAACCUUUUCAAGCCUGGAGAGAGGUCUAUAUCAGACAGAGAGAUGCAGCUGAGGUCCAGACGGAUUUACAACAAGCUGCCGGAAGUAACAAAGAAAAAGGAGGAGGAGAAGAAGAGAGCUGUAUCACAAACCAACAGAUUGCGAGUAGACAUCUUUAAAAAGGUAGUAAGGAAUCAUUUUUGGUACAAAAAUCAAUCCAAAACAUUGAUCAAAUGUGUCAACUUCUACAAUUAUAAUUCAACAUAAUAGAAAACAAACAGUCUUGCACCAAAAGAAGUUUAAAAUCCCAAACAUGAAAAUCAAAUUAUAACACUGCGCUUACUGUUUUCUGAAGGCAUGCUGUUCAACACUGCACCAGGGUCUGAGAGGGUCCAGAAUGCUUUUUUUAAGACAUGGGGUUGAUGAGGAGGUUUUAUUUGGAGGUGUUGAUAUUAGCCACUGUAUGAAUACUCACACUCAUUUGUCACCAAUUUUAGGGUUAGGGGUGAAAAGUAAUAAUACAAUCAUCUCAGCACAGCCAUCUUAUAACUGUGGGUGGGGAUAAGAAAUGUUCAAAGCAGGUGUCGGCACAGUAAAUUUUAUGGCAACAAUAUUUUAACAUAGUGUGUCAUAGAGUUUUUGAUUGGAUAUUUAUGAAUCCACAAAACACACCAAUCCGAGGACUAACACAUUAAAGGGAGAGCAAAAUGGUGCCAAGGUGUUAAAAGACAGACAAAACAUUUAACUUUAACAAUUAAAUACAAAAUAACAUCAGUUCAAACUAGACCCAAAAAGAAAUAUCCACCUUAAUACACCAAAAUACAACAACAAAUGUAGUAUUUGGAUUUAUUUUGGUGUUCUUGAAGUGUUCUUAGUUCUUGGUUUUUUUGACUUGUAAUUGAA